AUCUGUAUCGUCGCUCGUCACUGUGGAGGCGCGUAUGUUUCGAAAGGUACGGUUUAUUCCUAAACGCUUUCCCACAAAUGAGACAUUUGUGGGAACGUUCCGAGAUGUGUUUCGUCAUAUGAACCCGCAGUUGCCUUUCAAGGAAGAAAGCUUUCUUGCAUAUAUCGCACCUGUAAUGUUUUUCUCCUGUAUGAUGCGCUUUAGGACUCGCUUUCAAUUCAGUUGUGUUGCUAAAACGGUAGAAAAAGAUUGAGGAUCGUUGGAUGAUUAAGACUUAUCUUCUUUACUAAACGAGUUUCUGGAAGUGUGUUGAAUUAGGCAAAACAUUGACUUCGAAAACCUUCGAAACUAAGUUACCUUGGACUAGAAGUGGCACUUUUACCAUCUACUGCUGCAACCGUCUCCGUUCUACCGGUUUUGUCGUGAGUGCUGUCGAUUGCAGGUUCACCUUCCACUGCACAUGUCUGUGAUAGAUCAGACUUUAUAACAUUCAACAAAGAAUCGAGUGUCGAGAACUCUUCCACCUUUAUCGCGCCAGAUUCUUUCUCCAUUUUUGUUGAAACAGAUUCUACCAUUUCCGUUCGCACAAUAGCACACUAACAAAGAAUAAUCAAAACUCUAGCCAGAAAGCAAGAAUUUUAUAGACUAUCCUAAAAACCAAAAGUUAUUUUUCAAUUCGUACGCCAGUCUUUUAGUGUAUUUCUUCUUCUUCUUGAUUCUCGUUUGAGCCGUCUUUUGACAGCUCUGUGUGUAAAGGGCUGGUUGCUGUGACUAUAUGCCCUGUGUAUGGUUUAACGUCCGUAUGGACACCGUGUGCUCACCAAUAACGUGUUUAUUUUGUAUCUAUGUAAUGUGCAUGUGCGUUACCCCUGGUUUACAGCGGGCAUCGCCUGCCAGUAACUGUAACGAUCUAAGACAAGACGUGACAGCUGGUCACCGUUACAUUCAACCAAUUUGAAUUGGCUGCUGAUUGGCUGAAUCCGAUAACGCAAUCGUCACGUAGAAAAUACAACGAGGUUACUUUUCACUGUAAAGUAGUGAUGUUGGAGAGUCAUAAUUUAGCUAUUAUGAUUGUUCAUAAAUAAUGAUGCAAAAGUAUGCAAGGUACAUGAUAUUACCGAGUAAUGUAUUUCACUAUUAUAACUGUUCGCAUCACCGGGCAUCAACCGUAGACGGUAAAAUUGGCGAGUACCGUUUCGCACGAAACGAAAACAAAACAACGCAAAUGAAAAAUAUGCCAACACGCUCAUCUGUCAUGGAUAGAUCGACAGCGGAAACUGACUAGCAGGAGAAGAGGAAAAAGAAAAACAUAAACAAAGUUUCGCUAUAUCAAGCUAACGUGAUUUAAUCAACUGUUUAAUUAUAAACUUUCGGGAUUAUAAUAAGUGUUAGGAGUGAGGAGGUGAAAAUCUUGGUGAACCUAGUUGGUCUCGACACCUGUAAGCAAAAAAUUAAAAUAAAGCUAGUAGUGGAAAUAUAUCAUUUAUACAAAUAAAAACUUACCAGUUUCGUAGCACACUUUAACCGAAGAACCGGAUCGGACCGUAGUGAAAAAUAGAAUAAAUAUCCUUUGAUUGAGGACCUGUUGAAACACUGCGAUUGACCAUCCAGAGUAGUACCGUAACGUCACGUAGACUGGUACGGUGAUUGAUUGUGAGUAUCUGUAGAGAGAAGAAAGUAACAAGUAAAAUUAUUAAUAAAUGCAUUAAAUGAUAGGAAAAAUAAGCGGGAAAGGAGUAUACCGUAGAAAGAGUUCAGGAAGGAAGUAUCGUAAGGAAGGAGGAGACUAUUUGAGUAAGUAAUGAUCAUGUAAAUCGUAAACAAAAUUGUAAUUCAAAUGCAUAUUCUAGUUUUUGAGCCACUCCAAAAGUGCAGCUUUGAAAAAUUUAGUCAUCCGAACAUUCUCAAAAAUCAAAUAACGAGAUUUCGGAGGCCUCAACCACGAUGAGUAGCAAAUCCCUGGACUUGACUGCUACCCCCUGCGAACAAUGUGGACAAAUUUCGACGGAGAAUGAGGCUAUGAUUGCCUGUGAUAACUGCGACCGCUGGUAUCACACGCGCUGCGUGGGUGUAAAUACGGUGCCGAAAAAGGACAAGAAGUGGUUCUGUCCGGAUGCGUCGUGCCAAGCAGUUUGUCAGGAAAAGCUGAAGAAGACCCGUGAGAAAAAAAAUGCCACUCCCAUUCCUCCAACCGUCGCCGAGAAGCUGAAAGCUAUGGAAGCGGAAAGGAAACGUAAGGAGGAGGAAAUGGAAGCCGAAUGGUUGAUCAAGCAGAAGGAGUUGGAAAUCAACAACGCACUGAAGGAGAAGCAAAUGCACCUAGAGCGAAUGUUACGCGAAAAGCAGCUGGAAGCCGCCAGGGACUUGCGCGAAGUGGAAAUGGAGGAAAAACGUACGCUAUUCGAAGCGGAAUUGCGGGAAAAACGAAUGCACUUCGAGCAAAUGAAGGCGAUGGAAGACGAGCAUCGCGAGAAAAUCUCCGAGCUGGAAAGGCGUAUGGAGAAGAUAGAAGUACAGGAAAAGUCGAAGAUUAAAAAUCAGAAACCCAGAGGCCAAGACGACCAAGCAACUACCUCGAAGCAAUCUCCGGAGGGAAUAAAGCCUGGCAAGCCUACGAAGGAAAAUCUCGAUCGCCUCGAGAAUAUCAACAGUGGUGUCGAGAGUGAUGAAGACGAUUACAGCUCCGAUGAUUCCGAUGACGACGACGAGGAAAAAACCGUCGACUUGGAAGGCGAUAGGAAAAGCCAGAUCAGCUCUCAAAACGGGCAGGGGCACCAGCGUGCCGGGCCGAGUAAAGCCCAGUUGAGCGCCAGGAACGGGCUCACUAGAAAACUUCCCACCUUUACCGGAAAACCGGAAGAGUGGCCUUUGUUUUUCGGGGCCUACCAAGCGUCAAACGAAGCUUGUGGCUAUUCGGAUGUAGAGAACUUGGUGAGACUCCAGGAAAGCUUAAAGGGUGCUGCACUCGAGUCGGUUCGUGGACAACUACUGCUCCCUAAAUCGGUUCCAAGGGUAAUCGCGAAGCUGCGACAGCUUUAUGGCCGCCCUGAGCAACUGCUUCAAAACCAUCUCGAGAAGGUUCGUAAGUUGGAUUCGCCGAAAACCGACCGGUUGGCCAGUUUUAUCCCCUUCGGAAAUGCAGUAGAGCAGCUCUGCGAGCAUUUGGAGGCUGCUGAGCUCACACUGCACCUUGUGAAUCCAAUCCUGAUUCAGGAUUUGGUCAAUAAGCUCCCGGACGGAGAAAAGCGACAGUGGUUGCACUACAAACGGAAGAAGAAGGAGGUGACGCUGCGAACGUUCACGGAUUUCAUCUCCAAGAUUGUGUCCGAUGCAUGCGAGGUGAACGUCAACUACGAUUACAAGCCGGACACCAAAGCUGCAGUUGGUACGAGUGCAAGAUCCAAGCCGAAGGAGAAAGCUGCUCUAUACAGCCACAGCGAGGCGAACGAGUCCCACGGGCGGAACGAUCGGAAGAGGCAGAAGCCGUGUAAAGCGUGCAAACGAGACGACCAUCGGCUAAGGUUCUGCCAGGACUUUAAAAAUAUGCCCUUUGCGGAUCGAAUGAAGAUCGUGAGCAAAUGGAAACUGUGCAAGGUCUGUUUGAAUGAACACAGUGGGCAAUGUCGUUUCAAGAUUCGGUGCGACGUCGAUGAUUGCGGAGACCCGCACAAUCCACUGAUUCAUCCGGCCACAACGGCAGUUGCCAUGCACGCACACAUCAAACCCAGCGGUACCAUGAUGUUCCGAAUGAUCCCAGUUAUGAUUCACUGCGGAGAAAGAUCACUGGCUGUGCUUGCGUUCCUAGACGAAUGA
Wyeomyia smithii (pitcher-plant mosquito) is the source of this 3813-nucleotide messenger RNA. RefSeq lists its product as uncharacterized. The coding region runs from base 1945 to 3813 and encodes 622 amino acids. NCBI's taxonomy places the organism in Eukaryota, Metazoa, Arthropoda, Insecta, Diptera, Culicidae. The record is from RefSeq and is a predicted model, not a curated record. The transcript is spliced from 2 exons.